CAGAUCGUUGACCGAAACUCGUUUGAGUCCAUUGUUUCCAGAAUUGACCCAAUGUUGAAUCAUAUUAGUAUACUGUAAAAUGGAGAUUUUGUUGUUUCCAUUGGGUUUGAUUCUGCAUAAUAUGUUGAGCACCAAUAUACACACGUUUUACUGCAUUUUUUCUGCUAAUGGGAAAGAUGGGCAAUUUGAAAAGAGUGGCCAAUUAGGAAUGGGCCCUCGCAAUUUUGAUUUAAAAAUUGCCAUUAUGGGUGUGGAGUGGGAAAGAAUGGAUAAAAUGGAAAUGGGAGAGAGAGGGGAAAUUGCGAUGGGGGAAAAUGGGUGGGUUAUAUUUUAUGAGAUAGUAAUAGUAGAAAGUUCAAUUACAUGCUGUUCAUAUACUGUUUCCAUGCUUUCAUAAUGCACUUUCACUCUAAAAUAAUCUUCUUAUUAAGUUUUUAAAGAAAAUAUAAUAACAAUUUAAUGUAGUUAAUUGAAACAUUGAAAACAUUGUUAAAAAAUUAAAUCAUUGACUUAAUUU
Galdieria sulphuraria is the source of this 517-nucleotide messenger RNA. RefSeq lists its product as uncharacterized. The record is from RefSeq and is a predicted model, not a curated record. The coding region runs from base 122 to 397 and encodes 91 amino acids. NCBI's taxonomy places the organism in Eukaryota, Rhodophyta, Bangiophyceae, Galdieriales, Galdieriaceae. The transcript has 2 exons.